Molecule: messenger RNA, 993 nt
Organism: Truncatella angustata
Lineage: Eukaryota; Fungi; Ascomycota; Sordariomycetes; Amphisphaeriales; Sporocadaceae
Exons: 1
Coding region: 1-993 (330 amino acids)
Source: RefSeq, a predicted model, not a curated record
AUGGCACUCGCAACCCCCAUAGCCUCCACCGAGGGCCCAAACGCAGCACCUGCCCUCCCGCUCUCCAGCAACACCAUCUUCCAGUUUCCAUCCGCAGGGUACUGGGCCGAGAACAUCGCCGUGCGCCCCAACGGCAACCUCCUCGUCACCCUGCUCGGCCCUUCUCCGCAGCUCUGGCAGAUAGCCGAGCCCUACUCCAACGCGCCGGCCGCAACGCUGAUCUACACCGUCCCGAACGCGACCGGUCUCCUCGGCAUCACCGAGACGGCCCCCGACACCUUCGUGCUGGCGGGUCAGGAUUUCACCACGGCUGGCGUGGCAGCGGCGUGGGAGAUCGCAUUCGGUGAAGACGACGCAGUCAAGGCCCGCAAAAUCGCGGAUAUCCCCAGCGCCCUCGUGCUCAACGGCGCAACGACGGUGCCGGGGUGUGGGGGCGCCGCGCCGUCCACGGUGCUCAUUGCGGACUCGACGGGCGGUCUCGUGUUCCGCGUCGACACUAAGACGGGGGCCGUGGAGACCGCCGUCGAGGUCCCCGAGAUGGCACCCGUUGCCGAUGCUAGGUCACCAGUCGGCGUCAAUGGCAUCAAGAUCCGGGAUGGUUAUUUGUAUUUCGACAACAGCUAUGCCGCGGCCCUGUACCGCGUUAAAAUCACACCUUCCGGGUUCGCCGCUGCGGGCGCCGCUGUGGAGACGGUGGCCAGGAUUCCUGUGGAGAGCUUCGUGGAUGACUUUACUUUCGGUGCCGAUGGUGCGGUCUGGAUUGCCUCGAACCACGGACGGACCGUUCACCGUGUGGACGUGCAAACAGGUGGGAGCGUGGUCGUGGCUGGGGCGGCGAACCAGACGACUUUCCUCGGUGAUACGGCCGCUGUUUUCGGCAGGACGAAAAAAGACAGUAAGGUCUUGUAUGUCACGACGAGUGGAUUCGACGCCAGCAAUAAGCCUAUUGAGCCCGGAAAGAUAGUCGCGAUCGACACUGCUGGUUUCCGGUAG